Molecule: messenger RNA, 2029 nt
Organism: Dermacentor albipictus
Lineage: Eukaryota; Metazoa; Arthropoda; Arachnida; Ixodida; Ixodidae
Biological process (GO): protein ubiquitination
Cellular component (GO): Cul4-RING E3 ubiquitin ligase complex
Source: RefSeq, a predicted model, not a curated record
GCCGUAUUAACAAUCUUGGAAAGCAGACGCGGGAAGGCAAGGGAAGCGCGUUGGUGUUGUAUUUCUCACAGGCGCAAAGAUGUCCGUGUUGUGUGCAGGUGAUCUUUCUUCCUUGCGGACUGUGUAGUCGCCGUGACCGCAAGCUCUACCCUCAUGGCUCGAUUUGCUGAGCCGCCGGUUAAGGCCUCUCAGCCCGGGCGGUCACAACCUGCAUCUCGGAGGGGAGCCGGAGGCUUGUUGCAGUAUUUCACCAAUCGCCAGCUGUGGGGUGACCAGCGGCAGCUGCCCCCUCUGGCUUCCCGGCUUUUCCCCCUGGCACACCUGGUUUCUCAGGAGGUGCUUCGAAGUGGAGCCGGCCGUAGCACCGUUUGUGUGCCGUGCUCAGCAGGAGCGUCGAGUCCUUGCCUGACCGCGGUUGCAGGGACCGUGUUCCUAGGCUUCCUGUCUGGGGCACAGUGGCUGCUGUCUUAUGUGGCCGAGCCUGAUCGACUGCGUGAACUCCCUCCCCUGUGCUUCUACCGACUGCAGUGGUGGUUCUUUGUCCCUGGCCGACCCUUGCGCCUAGUACGCGAGACGCUGCUGUUUGGUGGUCACAGCCUGGAAGCCCAGCUGAUGCUUAGUGUGACCCAGUGGCCAUGCGACCCUGCUUGCAUCCUUGUGGCCGGAUGCUCCAGGUUGGAUGAGGAGUUGUGGCACGUGACUCUGGUGAGCAUGCCUGGGGUGAAGGGUGGCGAGGUGCUGCACGCCUGCUACCAGUGCUCAUCGGGGGGCUCGGGCCAGCCACGGCUGCUGGGCAGGGGCCACCUCUUGCUCCCCAUGGGCCAGGAGCUGGUACUGCUCGAAACACACCAGAAUCGGGGCCGGGCAAAGAGCAGCUGCUGUCCAAGUGCUGGCUGGUCCGCCACUGGGCUGCAGCGGCAGGCUGAACUGGGCUCGGCUUUGCUCUUCCUCAGCGUCGUCCCACCUCCACGGCAUGCCACGGUGCUGGACCUGGAGCUGGUGGCUGACACCCUGGCCCAGCAGUUGUGUGCCGAGCACAGCCUUGUCUAUGAGGGACUGCUGGACUACGACGCGUGCGCAGCGGCAGGGGCAUCCCAUGGGGCACAGGCUACCCUGCUUCUGGCCUUUCUGCUAGAAGCCUCAAGUCUCCCCGUGCUCACUGGUCUCCCUGGUGGUGGAAAGGGUUCCUAUUACACGUCUACAGUGCUACUCCACUGGGACCUGGAAACCGGGCUCCACCGUGUGGCAGCUGUGGGCAGCCUCAGUGAGCCAGGGACAACCCCUGACUCUAUUGCGGGCUGGGCCUUGGGGCAUUUCCCUCACCUAGGCGGCAGAGAGGAAGGUUUGGUGAUUGGAGCAUUCCAGUGCCCUGGCCUGGAACAAAAGUGUGGUAAAGGAGCGUCGUGGGAUGCAGCCAGCUUGUGUUGUGCCAGUGGUGCCCACGAGACUUGUGACAGUCAUGGUCGCCAUUGUGUUUGUUGCAGUGUGACCAACUAGCAAGGACAGCGCUUGUUGGUGCAACAGUGUGAAUACAAGUAGCCAGAGGCUGGUGUUCAUGCACAUCUUCACUCAUCCCGAGUGUGUCAUACUUUUAGCAAGUUUCUCUCUCUCUUAUCCAGUUCCUUCUGUUGGAGUGACACCAGCAUUCAUUGUUUCCAUUACAACUAUUCACACUGAGUGACGACAGUGUGGAGUAAAUGAAAUGUGAUCAUUUUAGCAUGCAGACGUCAGUGCAUUUGCUGACCUAUUACGGUGUGCUAGGCAGCCUUUUGCUUGGAGCUAGAAUUACUGGCUUACUCUGAAGCUCUCAUUAAUAAUGAUUUUGAAAUUAUCCGAAACCAUCUGUACAAGCUCCUGGGAAUAAACUAUUUCAUCUAGGUAUUGUACACAGCUGACAUGCAUUAUUUUUCUGCAACUUGCUGCAACAUAUGCAACAAUGGUUCAGCACAAAAUUAUCACAUUUCAUUUGUUGAUGAUUGUUCAUCCCUUUUCAUGUUAUGCAUUAAACAUUCAAUUAUUUGGACUCGCC